This is a messenger RNA of Cherax quadricarinatus, 2530 nucleotides long. Its product is annotated as DNA polymerase lambda. Gene Ontology annotation, molecular function: DNA-directed DNA polymerase activity; DNA binding. Gene Ontology annotation, cellular component: nucleus. Lineage: Eukaryota; Metazoa; Arthropoda; Malacostraca; Decapoda; Parastacidae. The record is from RefSeq and is a predicted model, not a curated record. Gene Ontology annotation, biological process: double-strand break repair via nonhomologous end joining.
CAACACGCUCUGCUGGGUCUUGGCAAGGACGUCCAGCUCAUCUAAUUGGGAACUUCUAGUUCCUGUUUUUGUUUACAAAGGACUGCACAAUCCUACGGGUUUAGCGCUUCCCCUUGAUUAUAAUGCUACUAAUAAUAAUGUUUACAAAGGAAUUCUUGAUCCCUAUUCUUUCAUGGCCCAGUUUUCAGCAACAGAUGUUACUCAUACAUCGGGAAGUCGGGUUCGAUACUACAUAAGCUGUCACUGGCUCUUAUAAACCCAACAAAAGAGUGGGACAUACGAUCAGUAUGAGAAGAAAAAUCGGUCAUUCUGUAAAAUCAGUAAAGAAAGCUAAAACUGUCUGUAAUGUAGCCAAUACUGGUCAUGAAGCAUCUCUCACUUUUUUCUCAGGAGUAAGAUGCUAUAUUCAUCCAGCAAACUUUGGUAUUAGGAGAUUAACUAUAUUUCAAAAUCAUAUUAGGAAAUAUGGAGGUGAAAUUGUAGAAAUACUGCCAUUGCCCUCUGAAGUAGUGUCACAUGUAAUUUUUGAAGAAUCAAUUGAUAAUGAAAAGUUGAAAUUAUUAAUUGACCCAUCCAAUUACCAUAACACUGCUUUUAUUAAAUGCACAUGGCUUGUGGAGUGUGUCAAAACAAAAGCAAAGAUUCAGACGAAAGAAUAUGAAAUAAUACCAGUUUUGGUCUCCACUGACACUCAUAAAAAUAAGACUAGUGCAGUGGCCAGUGAAGAUGGAAUAAAAAAUCCUGUACCUGAACAGCCAGAAAUAAAAAAUAAGGAUAAGUUAUUAAAUUACUUAGGAAAAAGCGAGAAAGACAGUGUCGGUGAUCAUGUAGUAAACACAUUGACCAAAAAAUUCACUCAUCAGAGAGCAAAUGUGAAUCCUGACGAUGUAAAGGAAGCAAAAAUAAAUCUAACUUCAGUCCCCUGUGACUUUAAAAACAGCAACUUGUAUAAUAAUGAAGUGUACAAGAAAGACAAUACCUCAGAAGAAGUGAAGACUCGAGAACCAGUUCACACAACAAGUAACAUAGACCAACAGAAUGACAAUAGUGAAAAUUAUCAGAGAUAUCAACAAGCUUCACAAUUUCCAGUUAAACUAUUACCUAGUAGAUUUAAGGAUAAAUUUGCCUGUUCCCAACCUUCAAGUAGUAAAGUAAACAAUCUCAAUACCCACAUAACUACUGAGCUUGAGAAACUGGAAGCAGUAUAUAAGAACAAGAAGGAUACGUGGAGAGCAAUGGGUUACCAGAAGGCAAUAUCUGCAAUUCGUAAUCAUCCUAGGGAGAUCAAAUCCAGAGAGGAAGCACUCAGUAUCCAUGGUGUUGGAGAAAGUUUGGCUGAUAAGGUCUCCGAGAUUAUUGAAAGUGGGAAACUCAGGAAGGUAGCCGAGGUGUGUGAAGGAGAGGAAGUCGAGACCCUCAAGCUUUUUAUGGGUGUGUGGGGAGCUGGGCCAACUACAGCACACAAUUGGUAUACUCAGGGUUUCAGAACUCUCGAAGAUUUACGCACGAAGGCUGCAUUAACACGUCACCAGCAGAUUGGCCUUGAGCAUUAUGAAGAUAUCAAUAGUCGAAUACCUCGAGAUGAAGUGACAGAAAUUGAAGAUUAUGUACGUUCAGCUGCUUUGGGUGUACAACAAGGGCUGACUGUCAUGGUGUGUGGGUCAUAUCGUAGAGGGAAACCAAGCUGUGGAGAUGUUGAUAUUCUUGUCACUCAUCCUGAUGGACACUCUCAUGAAAAUAUAUUUAAACCACUUCUUAAGUGUUUGAAAGAAACAGGGUUUAUUACAAAUGACCUUGUAACUAAGGAGGAUAAUGGGAAUCAGCAGAAGUAUUUAGGUGUAUGCAAGUUACCAGGAGAAGGUCGCAAGCAUAGGCGUUUAGAUGUGAUUGUGGUGCCAUAUGCAGAGUUUGCCCCAGCUGUUAUGUACUUCACAGGAUCUGCACAUUUUAAUAGAUCAAUGAGGCUACUAGCAACCAAAAUGGGCAUGAGUCUCUCUGAGCAUGGCCUUCGUGCAGGAAUUGUCAGACAGGGCCGAGAGAAGCUAACUGAUGGAUUUCUACUGGAGACUCCAACCGAAGAGUCUAUCUUUGCACACCUUGGACUAGAUUAUCGAACACCUGAGGAGAGAGAUCACUAAUAUCAAUAAGUAUAAGAUUUAAAUAUACUACACAAAAGCAAACCAAUGCUUAAGUAGGUGCACACCAACUUACACAUUUAGAUUAAGGCUGCACAACUGACUUUAUAAGAUAAUUUAUUACAAAAAAUUUACAGCCAUACACUGACUCAGGUUAUAAGAAAGCUAGUCAAAUUUACUGUUCCUAGUUAUGACCAAUCAGUAUCUUAUUUAUGAUAUAAAAGUUCUUAACUGUUUUACUAUAAGAUUAAUUUAUGAUUUUUAUGGAGAAAUGCUAAACCUAUAAACCAAUGCCUGGUAAAUAACCAGGUUUAAUCCAAGGAAGAGGUGCCAUAUUUUCAGAAAUUUGUAUUCAGACAAAUAUGACCUGUAUAUUUAAUACAUAUUAAUCUUUC